Mobula hypostoma (lesser devil ray) is the source of this 6124-nucleotide messenger RNA. It is a transcript of the gene ift74, whose product is annotated as intraflagellar transport 74. Bases 12 to 1811 code for a protein of 599 amino acids. Gene Ontology annotation, molecular function: beta-tubulin binding. Gene Ontology annotation, biological process: cilium assembly; intraciliary transport involved in cilium assembly. Lineage: Eukaryota; Metazoa; Chordata; Chondrichthyes; Myliobatiformes; Myliobatidae. Gene Ontology annotation, cellular component: centrosome; intraciliary transport particle B; cilium. The record is from RefSeq and is a predicted model, not a curated record. The transcript has 19 exons.
CAGUGUGGUCAAUGGCGAACGCUCAGCAGCCUUUUGGUGAUGGACGCCCAUUUACGAAAGGUGUGCCGGGCAGGCCGGCCACCGGCACCCGACCUCCCCCCACUGCACCGAGGCUCAGCACGGGAGUAUCUCCUGGUACAGCAAGACUUGGAACACGUGGAGGAAUGGUAAUGUCUGGUGGUGUGCUCUCUGCCCAGAUUAAAGUUGCAGAUCGCCCUGUAACUCAGCAAGGGUUGAGUGGAAUGAAAACUGGAAUUAAAGGACCACAUCGUCAGAUUCUGGACAAGUCUUACUUUCUUGGACUGCUUAGAGCCAAAAUCAGUGAACUUACAACAGAAGUUAGCAAGUUACAAAAGGAAAUCGAUACAUUUAACCAAGAAAAUUCUGUCUAUCUGUCAUAUGAAAAGAGAGCUGAAGCAUUGGCUAUAGAAAUUAAAGAUUUACAAGGCCAGUUGGCAGAUUACAAUAUGCUUGUGGAUAAACUGAAUACCAAUACUGAUAUGGAAGAAGUUAUGAAUGACUAUAACAUGCUCAGAGCACAAAAUGAUCGAGAAGCCCAGAACAUGGAUGUAAUCUUUACAGAGCGACGUGAGAAGGAAGACCUGAUUAAAGUUAUUGAUCUGGAAAUUGACCAAGAGAAACGAGCAGCAGAUACCAUCAUCAAAAAUAUGGGAGAAGAUAAACAAGCUAAAUUCAUAAAGAUGAAAGCAACUAAUGAGCAUCUAUUGGAGGAGUUGGAUGCUCGACAGCGUGAGCUGGAUGCAUUGAACACAAGAAAGGAAGCACUGGAGGCUGAGAUAGCUCAUUCCCAGGUGAAGCAAGAAGCAGUGGUUCUGUAUGAAAAACUCCAUGAGCUUGAAAGUCGCUGUACUCAGAUGAUUGCAGAAAAUAAAAGUAUGGGAUCUCCACAGGAGGAGAGGGAACGACUACUAAAACAGGUUAAAGAAGAUAACCAGGAAAUAGCCAGCAUGGAAAGACAACUUAUGGAGAUGAGGGAGAAAGUGAGCCACGUAACUGAAGAGAUUCGGCAACUUGAUAUGGAUUUGGAGGAACACCAAGGAGAGCGCAAUCAAAAGUACAAAGAGCUGAAGAAAAGAGAAGAAACAAUGGAUGCAUUCCUGGAUACUGCCGAAGAAAUGAAAAAUCAAGAAUUUGAACGAAAAGCUCAACUUGAGGGUAGUAUUGUUGCUUAUCUGGAACACACAAGCAGAAAUAUGAAUCGGAUGAGACAAAUCUCAUCAGUAACUGCACACGAACUUAAAUCCAUGCAGGAGGACCUGAAUUUCAAGGAGACUGAAAUGCAGAAAUCACAGACAACUGCCAAGGGUUUGACUGAUGAGAGCCAACGGCUCCAGCAAGAUCUUCAGAAAGUUGAACAACUUGAAAGCAAGAUAACUGCUGAGCUGAGUUCUUUAAAAGAAAAAAUCCAGCAGAUAACAGUUGCUCUGGAAACUUAUAAUGACCUAGAUGGACUAAAGGCAGCUGGAGAAGAGAAGAAAAAGAAACUCCAGGAGGAGAAGAUAAGACUGACAAAAUGCAGAAGCACCUUUAAGAAGAUGAUGCAACAGGUCUCAAAGGAAAGUGAUAUUCUGAAGAUGCAAUUACAGGAAAAUGAAACCCAUUCACAGCUGAUGAAUCUGGAACGUAAAUGGCAACACCAUGAGCAGAACAACUUUGUUAUGAAAGAAUUUAUAGCUACAAAGGGAAUGGAGAGUAAUUACCAACCUAUUAUGAAGGAUGUUACCAAACAACUUACUGAGUUCAACAAAAUACUUCAAGAAGCCCUUCAGAAUGCUAAAAAAAUGACCUAAGCUUCCUGGUUGAUCUGAAAGGAUAUCAAAGAAAAUAGUUUUAAUUGGUUUAUUGCUUUAACUGUGAAAUAUUCAUAUGCGGAUAGGCUCACACUUUACUGAACCUUUCUCAUGCAUUUUUUUAUUUUGAAGUGUAUCUACAUACAGUUUAUUGUGAAUAUUUGUUUAUUGUUAGAAAAUAGAACAUACUUAUUUCCCUUUACCUUUGCAACUUGUAUUCUCUCACAUGCCCGUCAACUCCAAUUUCAUUACUUUUCUCAUUAAACAGCAUGAGCAGUAAUUUACAAUAGCCAAAUAACUUAGUCUUUGGGAUGUGGGAGAAAAUUGGAACACUCUUGAAAAUUGCUUUUUCAUUGAGAAAGUCGUGAAGUGUUUGUAUUUUAGCUCAAAUUAACUUUUUAACUACGUUUGUGUUUGUAUUCUGUAAUGGGAUACUUUAAAUACAAAUAUAUCAAACGGAAAUCAAGAUGUGUGAAUUCAACAUCCUUUGGAUAAUCCAUUCUGCCACUAUUCAACCUAUGGACUUCAUUUCAAUUUGCAUGAGCUUGAAACUGAGGAGUUCUGAUUGUAUCUGUAAACUUGAAGUGUGCAAGGGGUUUUAUUCUAAGCCACUAUGCUUCUGGGAUUCCUGAUGAAGUUCAUAAAUCAGAUUCAAUUCCACCAGGUAAAGCCUCCAAUCAUGUAAGUUAGCUUUCCGUGUAGAGCAAAAGGACAAGUGGAGUGAAGUCAGAACAUGAUCAUUGAAACCUCGCAAAUGUGACUACAGAUUGCCACUGAAGUAGCAGCAUGUGAUUUCAAUGGCACAAACCAUCUUAACAGAAAAGGUGAGUGUUUCUAGCUACUUGUUCCAGAACUUUAUUUCUUUGGAAAUCUGAUCUUGCAGGUACACUUGUAGUCAUCUUUCCUCAGUCCCAUCUGUCCAGCCACAACCAAUGGUUUCUGUCCUCUUUACACAAUAUUUUACUAUUCCAUCAUGCUUACCCUUAACAAAGGCACUGUCAGCCCAUUAACCUGUUCAACAUCAGUUGCUUUUUCUCCUCAUAGGAGCAAAGUACAGAAUUUGAAGGCAAAAAACAAAAGGUGACUCCAUCCAUUUUAUAAUUGAUAGUGACAGAUAGGGAGUUGUUGAAGCUUGGUGAAGGCCAGCAUGAAUUAGUAACUUCACCACUGCGUGAUGUUAUGAUUAGAUGCCCCCUCUGACAUACAGCAGUCACCCAUGAUAAGUUUCUUUUGGCAGUGCCAUAGCAAUUAUUAAAAAAAUUCUUACCUUCGCUGUUAUGUCUUGAAUCUUUAGUCUCCCACAGGAGCUUCAAGUGCUCUAUGGAAAAUGAUUCAGAAAUUACUAAUUCACCAACAGAGAAGUCAGGCCAGGGAGCAUCUGUGUAAAAGUGUAAACUGUUGAUGCUUUGGGCUGAGACCCUUCAUCAGGACUCCAUCUGACCUUGGCCAGUCCUGCCGAAGAGUCUCGGCCCAAAUCACUGACGGUACUCUUUCUCAGCCUGGCCUGCUGAGUUCCUCUAACAUUUUGUGUGUGUUGCUCGGAUUUCCAGCAUCUGCAGAUUUUCUCUUGUUUGUAACUGGUAUAUAAUUUUACUUCUUCUACCUCCUUCCCUUCUUAACAAGUUGAAUGACAUUUGCCAUUUCCCAGUUCUCUGGAAACAUUCCAGAAUUUAGUGAUUCCAUAAAGGUCAUUACUAAUGCCUCCACAAUCUUUUCAGCUACCUCUUUCAGAACCCUAUGGUGUACACCAUCUGGUCCAGAUGACUUAAUUACCUUCAGACCUUUCAGCUUCCCAAGCACCUUCUCCUUAGUAAAACGACAAUCACUUCUGCCCCAUGGCACACUGGAAUUUCUGGCAGAUUGCUGGUGUCUUCCACAUUGAAGAAGGUCUCAGAAUAUUUAUUAAGUUUAUCCUUGUUCCACAUUACUACCUUUCUAGCGUCAUUUUCCAUACUACUUCAUCUUUGGGAUGUAUCUAUCCUGCAUCUCCCGAAUUGCUCUCAGAAACUGGAAUUCUUUAUGUAUACUUAAGGCUGAGGUUGAUAAAUUCUUGAAUGAUUAGGGCAUGAAGGGAUACAGGGAGAAGGCAGGAGACUGGGGGCUGAGAGGAAAACUGGAUCAGUCAUAAGGACAGAACAAAAUCGAUGGGCUGGAUGGCCUAAUUCUGCUCCGAUAUCUUAUGGUCUUAAACUCCAGCCAUUACUGUUCUGCCAUCAUCCCUGAUAGUGUCCCCUUCCAAUCAGCUUUGGUCAGCUCCUUCUCAUGCUUCUCUAAUUCCCUUUACUCCACCGCAAGGCCAUAAGACAUAGGAGCAGAAUUAGGCCAUUCAGCCUAUUGAGUCUGUUCCGUCAUUUCAACAUAGCUGAUCCUGGAUCCCAUUCAACCCCAUACACCUGGCCUCUCACCAUAUCCCUUGAUGCUCCGAUUAAUCAGGAAUCUAUCAACCUCCGCUUUGAAUAUACCCCUGGACUUGGUUUCCACAGCAGUUUGUGGCAGAGCAUGCCACAGAUUCACCACUCUUUGGCUAAAAAAAAAUUCCUCCUUACCUUUGUUCUAAAAAGUUAACCCUCAAUUUUGAGGCUGUGCCAUCUAGUUCUGGAUACCCCCUCUGCAGGAAACUUCCUCUCCACAUCCACCUUAUCUAGCCCUUUCAGCAUUUAGUAGGUUUCGAUGAGAUCCCCCCACAUUCUUCCAAAUUCCAGUGAGUACAGGCCCAAAGCUGCUGAAUGCUUCUCAUGUGUUAACCCCUUCAUUCCCGGAACCAUCCUUGUGAACCUUCUCUGGAUUCUCUCCAAUGACAAUACAUCCCUUCUGAGAUAAGGGGCCAAAGCAGUUGACAAUAUUCCAAAUGUGGCCUGACUAAUGUCUUAUAAAGGCUCAGCAUUAUCUCCUUGCUUUUAUAUUCAAUUCCCCUUGAAAUAAAUGGCCACAUUGCACUUGCCUUUUUUACCACGGACUCAACCUGUGAAUCUACUGGGAGUCUUGUACAAGGACUCUUAACUCCCAUUGCACCUCUGAUGUUUGAGUUUUCUCCCCAUUUAGAUAACAGUCUGCACUAUAGUUCCUUUUACCAAAAUGGAUUAUCAUAUGUUUCCCAACACUAUAUUCCAUCUGUCACUUUUUUCCCCAUUCUUCGAAUUUGUCUAAGUCCUGCUGCAAUUGCAUUGCUUCCUCAACACUACCUACCCUUCUUCUUAUCUUGAUAUCACCUGAAAACUUUGCCAAAAAGCCACCAAUUUCACUAUCUAAAUCAUUGACAAACAAGAUGAAAAGUAGUGCUCUCAAUACUGGCCCCUGAGGAACACCACUAGUCACUAGCAGCCAAUCACAAAAGACCCCCUUUAUUCCCAUUCACUGCCUUCUGCCUGUCAGCCAUUCCACUAUCCGUGCCAGUAUUUUUUCUGUAACACCAUAGGAUUUUAUCUUGUUAAGCAGCCUUAUCAAAUGCCUUCUGAAAAUCUAUGUAAAUGACAUCUACUGCCUCUCCUUUGUUCACCUUGCUUGUUGCUACCUCAAAGAAUUCUGAUUUGUCAGGCAAGAUUCCCCUUUACAGAAACUAUGCUGACUGACUUAUUUUAUCAUGAGUCUCCAGGUACCUCAAAACCUCAUCCUUAAUAAUGGACUCCCCAACACUUUCUCAACCACUCAGGUUAGGCUAACUGGCCUAUAAUUUCCUCUCUUUUGUCUUCCUUCCUUCUUUAAAAAGUGGAGUGACAUUUGCAAUUUUCCAGUCCUCUGGGACUGUGCCAGAAUUAAGUGCUUCUUGAAAGAUCAUUACCAAUGCAUCCGUUAUCUCUUAAGCAACCUCCUUCAGGAAUCAGGUGUAGUCCAUCUGGUCUAGGUGACCUAUCCAUCUAAAGACCUUUCGGUUUGCCAGGCACUUUUUCCUUUGUAAUAGCAAUGGCACUCACUCCGGCUCCCUGACACUCACAGACCUCUGGCACAUUGCUAGUGUCUUCCAUAGUGAAGACUGAAGCAAAGUACAUAGAACAUAGAAUAGUACAGCACAGUACAGGCCCUUUGGUCCACAAUGUUGUGCCGACCCUCAAACCCUGCCUCUCAUAUAAGCCCCCACCUUAGAUUCCUCCAUAUAACUGUCUAGUAGUCUCUUAAACUUCACUAGUGUAUCUGCCUCCACCACUGACUCAGGCAGUGCAUUCCACGCACCAACCACUCUCUGAGUAAAAAACCUUCCUCUAAUAUCCCCCUUGAACUUCCCACCCCUUACCUUAAAGCCAUGUCCUCUUGUAUUGAGCAGUGGUGCCCUGGGGAAGAGGCGCUGGCUAUCCACUCUAUCUAUUCCUCUUAUUAUC